Messenger RNA from Sarcophilus harrisii (Tasmanian devil), 1900 nucleotides. RefSeq names its product regulator of G protein signaling 10 (gene RGS10). Lineage: Eukaryota; Metazoa; Chordata; Mammalia; Dasyuromorphia; Dasyuridae. Gene Ontology annotation, molecular function: G-protein alpha-subunit binding; GTPase activator activity. The transcript has 5 exons. The record is from RefSeq and is a predicted model, not a curated record. Gene Ontology annotation, biological process: regulation of G protein-coupled receptor signaling pathway. Bases 359 to 904 code for a protein of 181 amino acids.
AGGGGAGAUUUAUCACUAGGAAGAGUGCAGAGAAGGCGCUGUUGGGAGGAGGUGGUUAACUUUCAACCUGUUACUGCUACCCUUACACUUCAGAAGGAGCGCGGAGGAGAAAAGAGGAGCGCGGGAAAAGCCAGGGGCGGGAGUAGGGGGGCGAGGGAGCCCGGGAAGGGCCCCCGCGCGCAGCGCGUAGUGGGCCGGCCGCGCACUGAGCGCGCCACGCGGCGCCUCCAGAGGUGGGGGCCUCGCACUGGAGCUGGGGCACAGCACGCUCCACCUCCUCCGACUCUUCCCCAACUCGUGCGGCUGCCACGGCUGCCUCGGCUCCCCGCAGCCCCGGGUUUCGCCUCGGCAGCUGGAGAUGUUUAACCGGGCAGUGAGCAGGCUCAGCAGAAAACGGCCGCCUUCAGAUAUACAUGAUGGUGAUGGGACUCCUAGUAGCAGCCACCAGAAUGUAAAAGGCACUGCAAAAUGGGCGACCUCCUUGGAGAAUUUGCUUGAAGACCCAGAAGGAAUUAAAAGAUUUAGGGAAUUUUUGAAAAAAGAAUUUAGUGAAGAAAAUGUGUUGUUUUGGCUAGCAUGUGAAGACUUUAAGAAAAUUCAAGAUAAGAAACAGAUGCAGGAAAAAGCAAAAGACAUUUACAUGACCUUUUUGUCCAGUAAAGCCUCCUCACAAGUUAAUGUGGAGGGACAGUCUCGCCUAAAUGAGAAGAUCCUAGAGGAACCUCAUCCUCUGAUGUUUCAGAAGCUGCAGGACCAGAUUUUUAAUCUCAUGAAGUAUGACAGCUACAGCCGCUUCUUAAAAUCAGAUUUAUUUUUAAAACACAAACGAACUGAGGAAGAAGAAGAGGAUGCAUCUGAUUCCCAAACUGUAGCCAAAAGAGCUUCAAGAAUUUAUAACACAUGAUCUGGAGAAGAGUGAGAACUGGCAACUGAUUUUUUUUUUUUUUUUUAACUCUCAGGAACCAUGUGGCAUGUAGAAUUGCUUGAUUAUCUAUAUAUGGACUAAGAAUUAUGAAACCUAUUUGUGGUAUUGUGUGUACCUUACUAAUUGCUUGAACCAUUAGUUUUGCAUGAAAGCUAAUCUUGCCCAGGGUCCUUGAAGAAAAAGCUUUUCCAGCUUUUCCCAAAUGACUGAGAGACUUUUUGAUGUUUGAUCAUAUUCAAUAUUUGAAUGGAUUAAGAUGCUUCCAAAAAAGUUUGUCUUUACUUAGGAUAACAGAAUAUUAGAGCUGGAAGAUACCUUAGAGAUCUUUUUUAUUAAAUACUUUCUUCUCUAUUAUUUUUAAAUAGAAUGGGGCACUAAGGCCCAGGGAAGGAAAAAGAAGGAACUUAGGUAAGGUUACACAGCUAGUUAAUGCCACAUAAUAUGCUUAUGGAAAAUAGAUAGACUUUGCUUUUUCAUUUUUUACCCAGAUACCCUCAGGAGGAUAUUUGGGACAUUUUUCCAUAUUUGUCUUGCAAAUUAGUCCAGGAAUUAGUUAUUUAGAUGGUUUAUUUAUUGGCCACCAUAGAGCUUAUCAAUCAUGCAGCCAUGCUUUUUGGGUCUGAACGCUUCUUGAAGGCAAGUAUAUUAAUGAAAAGAAAUGAAUUGUCAACAGCUUGUAAAGAUUUGGGGAGCUGUAUAUGUCUGUGUAAUCAGAGUUAUAAUUUCUUCUGUGUGGAUUUAUGUGUGUAAUCAAUGGGUUAUUAUUUCUUCUGCUUUUCCCUUCCAUGUUUCAUGACAUUUCAUGCAAUAGGCUAUUAGCCUUUCUGAGAAAUCUAGCCAUAUAGCCCAUCUUGACAGAAAUAAGAUCUCAAUUGUGAACAAUAAAUAAAUACAUGGAAAACACUGCAGGGUCCCCAUAGCAACAUAAGCUAUAGUGUAAUGAAAGAAUAAUAUUAAAUGCAUGCUCAAACUCAA